This is a messenger RNA of Chara braunii, 1485 nucleotides long. The record is from the annotation of a GenBank genome assembly. Lineage: Eukaryota; Viridiplantae; Streptophyta; Charophyceae; Charales; Characeae.
GUGGUGGUCUUUGGGGAUCGCAGGGGGGAGCUGCGAGAAGUGGCGUCCGCUAUCUCUUCUUCCACGGCAUUUCAGCGGAGGAGAGUGAGCUCAGGAAGCGACUCUAGGCGAACAGCUCCGGGAGCGGCGAUUUUUUUUUUUUUGUGUGUGUGUGGGAGGGGGGGAGCUAUCUGCUGCCAUAGCAAGAACCACUCAUCUGUUGCCGGGCACGUGGAGACGAGAGCAAGGUGAGGCGAAAGGCGAAGACGAAACGCAUCAGGCACAGGCUUUUCCAGUCCGUGUCUACGAUGGCGGCGAUGGUGGUCCUGCUGAUGCUGGGGCUUCUCCAGCUUGCCCUUCCUGGACUUGCUCAAAGUCCGCCACCUGGUGCGGUAAAGAUCGAGAAAUUCGGCUAUGCUGGCACUGGCUGUCCGCCUGGAAGUGCCGAUGGCAUUAUCUCGUCGACCGGAAAGGAGCUCACUGUACUUUUCAGCGCAUACACCGUGUCGACCCCAGGAAGUCUCGCCGACCGGCGGAAAAACUGCCAAGUGGCCGUCAGCCUUAGCUUUCCUGCUGGGUUCACGUUUACUCUGGUGACUGUGACGUUCCGAGGGUACGCCGAGUUCCAGGAAGGCGUACAGGGUACACUGGUAGCGUCGUACUACUUGGCAGGUACUGAACAGACCGAAAGCGUUGUAAAGAACCUGCCUCCUCCCGUGCGAGACAACUUUACUAUUACCGAUAGUUUCCCAGCAUUCAUCUAUCCACAGUGCAACAGUACGUCGGUGCUGCUCAAUAUCAAUUCCGAGGCAAGAGUGGUGCCUCCMCCCCCGCCGCUGAAUAACAACGAGGGCGUGAUCAACGUCGAUGCUCAGGAUCUGGCGCUCGUCCAGCAAUUUGGUCUGAGCUGGAAGAUUUGUUAAGGGCAUAUACUCGUACCGCAGCUUUUCGGGAGCAUCUGGGGGCAAGUGCAGCCAGAUCCAGUUCAGAAAGUCGUACCGUGAGCAUGCCCUAAGCUGAUUUUAUUCAGGCGUCAACAACCGGGCAUCAGUGAGCUACUCGGAGAGAAGCAGAAUGACCAACAGCGAGGAGAUCAACUUGGAGAAUAGUGGAUUAAUCUAUCGGUCCACAGCGGCAUUGUCAGGGGGCCGCGGUCAGCUAAGGAACGGCGACAUCACUGACACAGGCGAUCGGAYGUGUGUCCAAUAGCUCAAUAGGACGCCUAGUCAGUUGUGGAGCUGGUCAGUCAAGGACCAUUAUAAUUUUAUAUAGUACGUAUUUAAUGUCUGGCAGGCGAGCGGUUUUGCACGUCCUGUAUGGUGUUACGAGUUUUUUUCAUAAGAAUUGACGAGUCAGUUGUGGAGCUGGUCAGUUAUAUGAUGUCAGAGUUUUUUUCAUAAGAAUGGACGAACUGGAUUAGACUUUAAUUAUCUCACUCGGGUGCAGUUACUUCAUCAUCGAGUCCAUGUAUGUACGGAUUUCUUAAUCACGUCGAGCUCUUUGAGU